CCCGUACUGAUCUUCCUCUCCUUCAAUACAUUCCGACUUAUAAAUAACUUGAAUUCGGAAGCCACGUUCCCAUGGGUGAUCUUUGAUCAAGUUGAUACAGACCAGCGUCUCGCAAGGGGAUGGAGCCUGGAGGGAGUGGCUGGCUUCUCUUCGCCUGCCUCCUCGUCCCCUUCCACUCCCUCUCGCCCUGGAUGCAAUUGACGGCCUUGAUCCGAAAGAUGAGAGCUUUUGGUUCGGCCCUACCGGACAAUCUCAGCCUAAUGCAGUCAAAUUGUCAGUGCUCUCGGUGAACUGGAGGACGACUCUGGUCUCGGCAGUCUCGGGAGUGAGAUGCGAGCAACAAGGCAAUUAUCGGCUUCUGAGAAAUGGGAAUCUUAACGAAUGCCUUUUGUUGGGGCUCUGCUCGGCAGAGUCCCGACUGUCACAGCUUUGACUAUAGCUAGCCAUAACUGGGCAAUGGACCUGAGUU
Molecule: messenger RNA, 469 nt
Organism: Aspergillus saccharolyticus JOP 1030-1
Lineage: Eukaryota; Fungi; Ascomycota; Eurotiomycetes; Eurotiales; Aspergillaceae
Exons: 1
Coding region: 120-290 (56 amino acids)
Source: RefSeq, a predicted model, not a curated record